Molecule: messenger RNA, 1518 nt
Organism: Humulus lupulus (European hop)
Lineage: Eukaryota; Viridiplantae; Streptophyta; Magnoliopsida; Rosales; Cannabaceae
Product: ADP,ATP carrier protein 1, mitochondrial
Exons: 4
Coding region: 165-1289 (374 amino acids)
Biological process (GO): mitochondrial ADP transmembrane transport; mitochondrial ATP transmembrane transport
Cellular component (GO): mitochondrial inner membrane
Molecular function (GO): ATP:ADP antiporter activity
Source: RefSeq, a predicted model, not a curated record
UGUAAAGUAGGGACUAAUUCGUCAUUUGGACAAACCCUAGUGUUACAGUGACUCAGAGGGGGAAGCUCCCAUUUAUAAACCUCAGCUUCAUUUUCCCUCACUCUUCUGUACUCGUUGCGCUUCAUUAUACUAUCGAUCAGAGGCCUUUUCAGGUCACCGGCAAAAUGGCUGAUGCGUAUCAGCAUCCAUCUGUAUUUCAGAAAAUACAUGGGAAAUCUCACCUGAUCUCUAGGCUUUCUCCUAACAUGUAUGGUAGAAAUUACAACGUUGAUGGGCAAGGUCCGAUGCCAACAUGCCAGAGCACUGGCCUGUCAGGCCUGUCAAAUGUCUCAUAUAUGUCUCCUGUCUUUGUGGAAGCUCCUGCUGAAAAAGGUGUAGCUGGUUUUGCUGUGGAUUUCCUCAUGGGAGGUGUUUCUGCGGCAGUUUCCAAAACUGCUGCUGCUCCAAUUGAGCGUAUUAAACUCUUAAUUCAAAAUCAGGAUGAGAUGAUCAGGGCCGGUCGGCUUUCUGAGCCAUACAAGGGAAUCAGUGACUGCUUUGGCAGAACCAUCAAGGAUGAAGGUAUCAUUGCUCUCUGGAGAGGAAAUACUGCUAAUGUCAUCAGAUAUUUCCCCACCCAGGCUUUAAACUUUGCUUUCAAGGAUUACUUCAAGAGGCUUUUUAAUUUCAAAAAAGACAGAGAUGGCUACUGGAAGUGGUUUGCUGGGAACCUGGCAUCUGGAGGGGCUGCUGGUGCUUCAUCUCUUCUUUUUGUGUACUCUCUGGACUAUGCCCGUACACGUUUGGCAAAUGAUGCCAAGGCUGCUAAAACAGGUGGAGAAAGGCAGUUUAAUGGUAUGAUUGAUGUUUAUCGGAAAACCCUCAAGUCUGAUGGUAUUGCUGGACUGUAUCGUGGAUUCAACAUUUCAUGUGUUGGGAUUAUUGUGUACCGUGGACUCUACUUUGGAAUGUAUGAUUCUCUAAAGCCUGUUGUUUUGGUUGGAAACUUGCAGGAUAACUUCUUUGCUAGUUUCUUGCUGGGAUGGGGAAUCACCAUUGGUGCUGGGUUAGCUUCUUACCCUAUCGACACAGUGCGUAGAAGAAUGAUGAUGACGUCUGGAGAAGCUGUUAAAUACAAGAGCUCAUUGGAUGCAUUUCAGCAAAUCGUCAAGAAUGAGGGCACCAAAUCACUCUUCAAGGGUGCCGGUGCGAACAUUUUGCGUGCUGUUGCUGGUGCUGGUGUUCUUGCUGGUUACGACAAGCUGCAGGUUGUUCUUUUGGGCAAGAAAUAUGGAUCCGGUGGUGGUUAAUGAGCGAGCCAGCAGUGUAGUGAUGAUGACGAGAAUUGAAAGACUUGAGUGGUGUAGAGGUCUCUUUUGAGUUGAAUAAUUAGAAUGAACAAUAUUCACAUUUGUGUUUCAGCUAAUAGAAACUUGUUAGAUGUCAUACUUACGAAACCUGAAUUUAAGUUUUGAGUGUUAUCCUUGGAUUUUAAAGCAAUGCUUGUGCUUUUCCAUUCAAUGAGAAUGUUUGGAUUCA